Messenger RNA from Humulus lupulus (European hop), 1447 nucleotides. RefSeq lists its product as uncharacterized. The record is from RefSeq and is a predicted model, not a curated record. Bases 16 to 1065 code for a protein of 349 amino acids. NCBI's taxonomy places the organism in Eukaryota, Viridiplantae, Streptophyta, Magnoliopsida, Rosales, Cannabaceae. The transcript has 9 exons.
AGUGGCCCAUCCCACAUGAAUGGAAGUUGGCUCCUUCCUUCGUUCGUUGUUGUGUUCCAAAUUCCCAAUUCUCAAAUCAAAAUCUCAUCUGAGCUCUCUCGCUGCGCUAUUGGCUUCGUUCAAUUCAGUCGAUCGAAGAUGAAGAAGGCGCCUUUGGCAGUGCUCUUGUUGCUGCUCUCAGCUUUGAUUCCAUCUGGGUCGUCCUCAACUGUGCCUGCUUUCCUCUGGUCCUCACAUGGGGUUCAUCCAUCAUCGUCGUCAUCUGUAAAUUAUCAGACUUUAUCUCCCAAGGAUCUGGCAAAGUCCCUCCUCUCCCAAGCUGGGUGGUCACACUUAUUGUGCUCAGAAGACCAAGUUAAGCAACCUCUGGAUCUGGCUCUUAUCUUUGUUGGUUCACAGCUACAGUCUUCUGAUCUUUAUGCAAACACCAAUGCAAACAAAGAUUUUGUGGACUUUCUCAAGGUGUCCUUUACAAGAUCUAAUUUCUCCAUGGCAUACCCCUACAUUGCUGCAACAGAGGAGUCAAUGGCCGAUUCUUUGCUAGAAGGAGUUACUGAGACUUGUGGAAACAACAUUAAUUUGGGUAAUAUUGCUGUCUCGGAGUCGUGCUCCCUUCCAGCUGGAAAUUUUCAAAAACUUGCAAACGUGCAAUCUGUUCAUGAUUUCCUGAGUUCAAGGACAGAAAAGAGAGCAAAUGGGGAGGCAGAUGUGGUUGUGUUCUGCCAUGAAGAAUCUAAUUCUUUGGAUAAUGUUCACCAAUCACAUUCAGAGACUGAAACUUUUGGCAAGCUUGUUGAUUCCAUGGAUCAGUCUGGGGAAAAGUACGCAGUUCUGUAUGUUUCAGACCCUUCUAAGUCUAUUCAGUAUCCAUCAUCUCGGGAUGUAGAAAGGUUUUUGGCUGAAAGCACCAACACUACAAUCUGUGGUGAAGUUUGCAAGAUCAAAGCAUCACUUUUGGAGGGACUUCUAGUUGGCAUUGUUUUGCUUAUAAUCCUAAUAUCUGGCAUCUGCUGCAUGAUGGGAAUUGAUACUCCAACAAGAUUCGAGACACCUCAAGAUUCUUGAUUAUUUGUAUUUGUGCAAGGUAGUAUACCUAUUGCUUGCAGCAGCAUGAGUGCUCCAUCCAAGGCACUGGUAAACUAGAUGGCGCUUGUUAUAUAGUUCCAAUGGGUGGGAGAUAGAGAUACCCUUUUGUAAUGAUUUGCUAUCUUGCUCAGGAGCUUUUUUUUUUAUUCUGAUAAAAAUAAUGCAAUAUGAUAAUUUUUCCCCCUCUCGGUUGCAUUGUCAUUUUAGGUCCAUGCUGGGUUCUUCUUUGUUUGUAAUUCUAUUUAUUACUUCGACCAUAGUUAUCUAAAGCCCAGCUAGCUGGUCCAAACAUGGUACCUACCUCUUAUUUUAUGAUAUCAUUUGUUACAUAAUAAAGGGCCCUACUGAGAAUUAUGUGUAA